Messenger RNA from Quercus robur (English oak), 612 nucleotides. RefSeq lists its product as uncharacterized. The transcript has a single exon. NCBI's taxonomy places the organism in Eukaryota, Viridiplantae, Streptophyta, Magnoliopsida, Fagales, Fagaceae. The record is from RefSeq and is a predicted model, not a curated record. Bases 144 to 515 code for a protein of 123 amino acids.
UUCCACGAAACCCCCCAUUUUGACUAUAAAAACACACCUCACCUUACCAUUAUAUAAACCCCAUAUGCCCAGUGACUUAGAUAAUAAUAAUAAUAAACUCUCAACCAAUUACAAUAUUCAGAAUCACACACCAUUUUGGAGCUAUGGAUGUACUUGGUGUCAAUCAAGCGAAGAGCAAAAGGCAAGCGAAGAGUAGCAAAAAGGGCAUCAAAGUUGUGUACAUAGCGAGCCCCAUGAAGGUCAAGACUAGUGCCUCGAAGUUCAGGGACCUUGUUCAGGAGCUUACUGGUCAAGACUCAGACACAGCAAGGUAUAUGGAGGUUAAUGGUGGUGAUCAUCAAGGUUCAUUUAACUUUUCUGACCAACAAUUGGGGGUUGAUAUGAAUGGUGGGGUAUCUAAUAAGUUGCCUUUGUCAAAUUCCUGUGGUGAGUUUUUGCCGUACUCAGAGUCUUUUUUCAAGCCAUUUAAUGAACAUCUUCAGUUUGAUGUGCUUGGAAGCAUGGGUCCAAUGUAAAAAUGUUGUAUAAGCUUUAUUUUUUGUUUUAAGGUAUGAGUUUACACUUGUGUAUGUAACAAAUCAUAUUACUUUUAAUGCUAAAAUUUAAGAUUUA